GUCGCGGUCAGAGCAGCUGCGGCUCUGGAGGGGAAACCUGCCCACCGAGCCACCGGGGCCGGGAGCCGCCCGGGGCAGGACUCGGGAGAGCGGGCCCUACCAUGAGGCCCCAGCUCCUCUGGAGCCCCCGCGCUCCCCUGGCCCCGGGCGCACCGUGCUAGCCCCAGCCAGGGCAAGGGGAGGCGCGGGGCCAUGGCCAGCCACGUGGACCUGCUCACCGAGCUGCAGCUGCUGGAGAAGGUGCCCACGCUGGAGCGGCUGCGCGCCGCCCAGAAGCGCCGGGCGCAGCAGCUGAAAAAGUGGGCUCAGUACGAGCAGGAUCUGCAGCACCGCAAGCGCAAGCACGAGCGGAAGCGCAGCGCCGGCGGCCGCCGCAAGAAGGUCUCCUUCGAGGCCAGCGUGGCCCUGCUGGAGGCCUCGCUGAGGAACGACGCCGACGAAGUACGCUACUUCCUCAGGAACAAGGUCAGUCCCGAUUUGUGCAAUGAAGAUGGACUCACAGCCCUGCACCAGUGCUGCAUCGACAAUUUUGAGGAAAUAGUCAAGCUUCUCCUGUCCCACGGUGCCAAUGUGAACGCCAAGGACAAUGAGCUGUGGACACCCCUGCAUGCUGCGGCCACCUGUGGUCACAUCAACCUGGUGAAAAUCCUCGUUCAGUACGGGGCUGACUUGCUUGCCGUCAACUCUGAUGGGAACAUGCCAUAUGACCUCUGUGAGGAUGAGCCCACCCUGGAUGUCAUCGAGACCUGCAUGGCGUACCAGGGCAUCACCCAGGAGAAAAUCAAUGAGAUGCGGGCAGCUCCAGAGCAGCAGAUGAUUUCAGACAUUCACUGCAUGAUUGCAGCGGGCCAGGAUCUAGAUUGGGUAGAUGCCCAGGGUGCCACACUGUUGCACAUAGCUGGAGCCAAUGGAUACCUGCGGGCAGCCGAGCUCCUCCUGGACCAUGGAGUACGUGUGGAUGUGAAAGACUGGGAUGGCUGGGAGCCAUUGCAUGCAGCUGCCUUCUGGGGACAGAUGCCGAUGGCAGAGCUAUUGGUGUCCCAUGGGGCUAGUCUCAGUGCCAGGACGUCCAUGGAUGAGAUGCCAAUAGAUCUGUGUGAGGAGGAGGAGUUCAAGGUCCUGCUGCUGGAGCUCAAACACAAGCACGAUGUGAUCAUGAAAUCCCAGCUGAGGCACAAGUCAUCCCUGAGCCGGCGGACAUCCAGCGCAGGGAGCCGCGGGAAGGUGGUACGUCGAGCUAGCCUGUCAGACAGAACCAACCUGUACCGGAAGGAGUAUGAGGGAGAGGCCAUCUUGUGGCAGCAGCGGAGCGCAGCUGAGGACCAGCGCAUGUCCACCUACAACGGGGACAUUCGGGAGACCAGGACAGACCAGGAGAAUAAGGACCCAAACCCCCGGCUGGAGAAGCCUGUGCUCCUGUCGGAAUUCUCUACCAAGAUCUCCCGGGGCGAGCUGGAUGGGCCAGUGGAGAAUGGCCUCCGGGCCCCUGUCGGCGCCUACCAGUACGCGCUGUCCAACGGGGACGUGUGGAAGGUGCACGAGAUGCCCGACUAUAGUGUGGCCUACAGCAGCCCUGGCGUGGCCGCCGACGUCCCCCCGCCCUGGAGUGGCUUCAAGGAGCAGAGCCCGCAGACGCUGCUGGAGCUGAAGCGACAGCGGGCCGCGGCCAAGCUGCUCAGCCACCCGUUCCUGAGCACCCACCUGGGCGGCAGCAUGGGCAGGACGGGGGAGAGCAGCAGCGAAGGCAAGGCCCCCUUGAUCGGAGGCAGAACUUCGCCGUACAGCGGCAACGGGAACUCGGUGUACUACACGGUCACCAGCGGAGACCCCCCGCUCCUGAAGUUCAAGGCCCCCAUAGAGGAGAUGGAAGAGAAAGUCCACGGCUGCUGCCGCAUCUCCUAGACUCCGCGGGUGGGGAGGGGCUUUCCUGGAAUCCAGGCUAGCCCAGCAGCAGCCCCGGCUGGGGAGGUAUCAGAGGGCAGCUGGGGAGGGGGGGGGGUGGGCUCUGCUUUCCUGACGGUCGCUGACCCCUCUCUGGGCCCAGCUGCUCCCUAGUGCGCCCCUCCCGCGCGCGCUGCUUUCUGCUGCCUUGUCUCUCACCUGAAGCGUAGGGGCCCCCAACUCACUCUGCAGCGUGAUGUGAGGAGGGCGGAUGUGGGAUCCCAGUUCCAUACUUGGUAAAGGCUUCUCUGGACCAGGACACACGCGUGCGUGUCACACACACACACACACACACACACACACACACACACACAUCAAUCUCAUGUAUAAGAAUGGCCCACUUGAGCUCUUGGGAAGUAGAAGGGGGCUGAGGAUAUGGGUUACUCCAAGAAACUGAGCUAAAGACCGUCUCUGCACCACUGUCGAUGUGACUCAGAGAGGGGCCCGGCUUAGCUGAGACCCUCCCUCUGCCCCCCCACAGUGUUUCUCAGAGUUACGCCAGGGGCUAGGCCACCAACCACACCCCACAGGGACAGGAAACCCCUCCGUUCAGGGGAGCCAGGCAUUCACAUAGGUUAGACGUCGUGGGCCCAGGCCUGCUCCCAUAGCCUUCCUGAGAUCCCUGCUCUCACGUCACUAUAGGCAGCUAUGGGCCAAGCUGAAAACUCCGGAACCAACUCAUGUCUUGCUCUUCCGUGGAAUUAUGGGGGGUAUAGUGAGAUGCAGCCAAGCCAAGGUUUUGUUUCCAAAACCGCAUUUGGUGGACGCAUUCUCUUAGGCUGUGAAACUCCAGAUGGGAGCUAACUGAACCCUCCUUCUCCCAAGAUGGUGUCACUACUGGGUUUGACUGUAAUGUAGCCUCAGAAGAAGAAAGCUCAGGGAGGAGCUUCGGAGGGAGGCCGUGCCCAGGGACAGAGUGAGGUCAUUUCUGAGAGCAUCUCUGGUUAGUAGUGACUCCAGCUCAUCCCCGCUGGCUGGUCUUUGUGAUGCUUGGGCUGUUCUCACCCAGCCCAUCUCAGCCAGCCCUGCCCAGUCUGAGCCAUCACCAUGAGCAGCCGGAGCUGCGUGCACUCCCCGCCCCCGCCCACCUCACUUGCCAACACUCACGUACAGUAAAAGCUAUGGACCACUUUGCCUUUUCCUGCAGUGUUCGGUGAGAGAAGUUUGCCAGCUGGCCCUUGUGAGUUCCUGCCAUGCCCCAGGGUUCCCAGCCUGCUCCUGCUGGAAUGGUGACACCCUGGCUGCAAAUCCAAGGUGCCCGUGGUCACCAUUGUGUAUUAACAUUCAGGGGGCAGGACUGGAGUUGACACUCACCCUAGCUGCGUAACUUUGCAGCCCCAGCCUUCCUGAGACCAGGGAGGGAAGACCACGCCACUUCACCACCGGACUCUCCCACACCCCACCACCCCUUUGAUAUUGUGCUCUGGCGCCGUCCACUGACUCAGCCAUAAUCUUUCGGUGUGCUUAACACGCUGCAGGGUUGUUCCUGCUCUGUGCGCCUUUUAUUUGUCCUAAACUACCUCCUUAGAGCUCGGAAAGGGGCCCUACGUCCAGAUUCUGAUAUAGGGUACAGGCCUGGGUGCCCUUUAACCUGCUUUUUUUUGUUUUGUUUUCUCCCCUGAACAUGUGGGAAGUUCUCCCUGAAGGGCACCUGGGUCUAGAGGCCUAAGGCUGGAGGUGUCCCCUUUUGUGCUACAACCCUAGUAAUGGGGUCUGCUGUUUGUUACUCUUAGUUUGCUCCUGUGGCCCCGGGGUCUCCGUAGUGUGGUGAGGGAGCAGGUCCUGAUGGAGACUGGAUGGUGCUUUUGUUGGGAGCAGGGCAAGUGGGUCAGGGAGCUGGAUGCAGAGGGUGGCUCUCAGCAUUAGGCUGUCCCAUCCUAAUUCCAAGACAGAUGUCUAGGGUGGAGGGAUGGCACAGGAGACUGACCGUUCAUGGUGCUUCCUGCAUGCCUGGAGGCCCCGCCUGGGCUCUCAAUCUCAGCCUGUGUCAAAGGUCACCAUACACAUUUGGCUCUGACAGGCACCUCGACGCCUCUGGAGUGCCGAGGGCAGGGGCAGCAACACACCCCUUGGAGAUAGCUGGGCAGGGCUUCUGAUUGCAUUGCUCAAGGGCCAGAGAGAAAAGACAUUUAUUUGCCCUUGCUGAGCCUUCCAGGUUUUUCCCUCUGCCUCCCUUCUUUCUGCCUCUUGGGUCAUUUCUCAUCACCCGAGGGUCGUGAGAAUCCCAACUGCCUCUCUUGGUGGAUCUGGUCUUCGGCAGCAAGGACUCUUGGGGUUUUGCUCGUAUUUUCCGCCUGGGAUAAGCCAACAUUCCCUGUUGGGGCUCCAAGUCCCCAGGACACUUUCCCCGUGACUCUCUGGAGUGUUGAGGGCCAAGUGGAGGAAUCACCUCCAACGCUCGAGCCAGGGCCACCCGCUUGUUCACUCACGUAGGUCAUACUGAGUGGCUGAGGCAUAACAGGCGCCGUUGAUGACAGAGGAGGAAGCAGACAGCGAGGGCUUUCACUCUCGGGGUGGACCAUGGGCAUCCACAGCCGUGUUCAGUUCACCUGAGCAGAGUGCCUGCAUCCGGGUCCAGUGCCCUGAGUUUCAGCUCCUGGAGUCCCUUGAGCUGGGAAAUAGCUUCAUAGCCACCCCCUUCAACAUUUGCUGCUAAGUGCAGAUCUUGGGUCCCAGGCAGAUGCCAUCCCAGGUCCAUCUGGAAGCUCUGGAGGUAGCUAGCUGCCUUCAAGCCAGCACCCCUGGAGAAUGACAGAACAGUUUGCUCUCAGUGUCUAGGAGAAAGAAGAGUCUACAGUUUGCUGCCAAGUGCAUCAUUGGCCCUUAAAGUCACUGUCUCUUGCUCACUUCUGCUCGUGUAACCUAUACUCACCCUACCACUGGAUAUUGGGUGGGAGAGCAAACAGCUCCUUUAAUGCCAAGCCUUUCCCAUAAGUCAGCCUCUCUUCCUGGCAGAUGUGGAUUGAGGGGCUGGGAGAAAACCUGGCAAGGUUGAGCAGAUGCCCAGCUGCUAUGUAGACCCAGAUCUGGUGGCCAUGCGUGGCAGAUUGAAGGCGGGCACUUUCCUAGUAGGUGCCCUGUAGUUCCCUGUCAGCUCUGGCCCUUACUCUCACUUGUGCCCCUAAACAAUUAGAAAUUGGUAGCUGUCACCAGAUUGUGAGUUUCUGGCCACAUAGUUCAGGGAAUCUGAAUGAAUCCACGCCCAAGUCUAGUAAUGAUGUUGAGAUCUUAUUCUCCACCAGAUAGGCAGCAUUCAUGAAAACUGCUCUGCACUGAUUAAUCUCUAAGAGGCUUGGUAUGGCCACCCCCCACCCCGACCUGGCCCACCACAGUUUGCUAGCUUUGUAACAACAUGAAGCUCUGGGUUCUUAUUGUCACGCACCCUUUGAUCCCAAGCUCCCUCCUGCUUGUUCUCCCAGAGCAGGAUACUGGGGAAUUUUCCAGAAAGACUGUGUGUAACUCUUGCUCUUUAUAGCCUGGGAAUUGCUUCUUUUCCCAGGUCACAGAAAAGCAAAGGGUCCCGUGGCUAGUGGACAACUCCACAGAAGUGACCCAAAAGCUCUAGCCCUCCCCUCCACAGGAGUCCCUUUUGACCAGAGAGUCUGCUUCCCAUGGGCACUACAAAGUGUCACCGUGCGGGGCCUGGCUCUGCACACCCAGAAGUCUGCAGACACCCAGCCCUCCGCAAUAAUUCACCAGACCAGAAGCCACUGAUGUACAGAGAACACUUAAGGAAAAAAAUGUAUUUUAUGUGAAAAACAAGUUAAAACUCUGUAUACUGUAUCAGCAGCUUUGUGUAAAAAAUGGCAAUCAAAAGAGUCUAAUAUAUUUAAAACUUUUUUUAAAAAAAACAACAUUCUCAUGGAUCUUUGAUAUUGUAUCGAAGUAAAUUCCAGGUAGCUCCACGCCCUGUGGCUGUGACGGGCCUUGCCUCCCAGACCAAGUCUGUCCACGUCCCAGAGGGCUGCAUACCCCUGGAGUUGCUUCCAGCUGCCAAGGCCUGUGACGGAAUUCGCUGUUAAGAAUUUUUAAUUAAGUUUAUUAAAUUCCUUUUAAUAACA
Molecule: messenger RNA, 6002 nt
Organism: Jaculus jaculus (lesser Egyptian jerboa)
Lineage: Eukaryota; Metazoa; Chordata; Mammalia; Rodentia; Dipodidae
Gene: Ppp1r16b
Product: protein phosphatase 1 regulatory subunit 16B
Exons: 11
Coding region: 193-1902 (569 amino acids)
Biological process (GO): regulation of sprouting angiogenesis; establishment of endothelial barrier
Cellular component (GO): cytoplasm
Molecular function (GO): enzyme inhibitor activity; protein binding; protein phosphatase regulator activity
Source: RefSeq, a predicted model, not a curated record